Messenger RNA from Pygocentrus nattereri (red-bellied piranha), 2818 nucleotides. RefSeq names its product urokinase plasminogen activator surface receptor-like. The transcript has 6 exons. The record is from RefSeq and is a predicted model, not a curated record. Bases 2028 to 2657 code for a protein of 209 amino acids. NCBI's taxonomy places the organism in Eukaryota, Metazoa, Chordata, Actinopteri, Characiformes, Serrasalmidae.
CAACCUUCCGGCCACAGGGCCAGUUCCCUAACCUCCAGCCCAUGACUGCCCCCAAGAAAACAAGAAAGCAAAAUAUGCCCUCUAUAGAAGAAAUACCAUCAACAGAUUCACAGACUUUAGAAAAAUAUUGGGGCAUAAGGCUGAAAACCACAACUGAAAGCCUAUGACCUUCAACUCUUUAGACAUCACUGCAGCAUAACCGGUCAGGCUUCUGUGGUUGAUCACCACAUGAGCUAAGGCAUGCCUCGACACACUGUCAAUAUAAAUCCUCCUUCUCUUUCAUGUACUGGCCUGACUUUUUUGCAGUUGCAGUCCAACUGUGGCAAUUGAGGCUUUAACACAAUAUAGAGAAGCUUUGUCAUCACAGCAGGCAGAGGUCAAUACAGUAGCAGGCAGACGCAGUGCGGUCAAAUUAUGGAGGUAACUGUGUUGCAAAACUUGAGAACUUGUAGGAUGAAAUCUGUGCUUGUAUUUUUGAUGUGAGAACUUGUGAAAUAAAAAAUCUGAACUUAUACUAAAAAUAUAUACUUAUACUGAAAUAUACUAAGAUAAAUACUCAUCUUCUUCUAAGCCGCUUCUCCUUCUGGAUCGUGGGGGGUGCUGGGGCCUAUCCCAGCGGCUAAGAUACAUACAAAUAUAUUUAUUUGUACACAAAUUGUACACAAAUCCACAGGCUGGCCUACUUCAGCAGAACUAGCUCUGUCUGUUACCAACUGGGUGUGGGCUGCUAUGCCUUGCAAUACAGUUAAGAAGAUUUCCUGCUGCGUUUUUAACAUCUGAAUUCUGCUGUACCUGAUGAACACACACACACACACACACACACACACACACACUGUUGUUAGAAUGACACUAAUGUAGUCAUUUAAUCACAGAUGUGCUUGUAUGGACACAAGUUCAGCUGUACUGCUCUGGGGAAUCAGUAAGCCCCUGAUUCAGUGAACAGUUUAUACUGGAUUCUCUCUGUCCUCCAGCGCUGACGCUGAAAUGUUAUCAGUGUCGACCGGGGGAGUCUGGACAAUGCACUGACACCCAGACAGACUGCUCAGAUCAGUGUACCAGCAUGACCACUGUUACACACACAGGUAAGAAUGACCUGAAAUAUAAAAUCAAUCGGUCAUACGUAUGUGAUAUAUAUGAUGGAUUCAUAUUUCUGGCUAUGUAUGUGUAUAUAAUGCACAAUCCUGCACUAAACAAACAAACAAAUAAAGAGAUAAAUGACACAACAAUAAGCAACAACAUUAAACAUUAGCAAGAAUCAAACAAAUAGGCCAAGUAAGCUAAUAUGGAGGAGCUUUUCCCUUUCAUUUCUUUUUGCAAAGUCAUUUUGCUGACGGAGUCAAUAUUGAUCCACUCAGCAUUGACGGCUUCAAACAUCUGAGAAGCACUGCUGAGCUGGUUUGUGUUUAAUGUGAGGCCAGAUAUUCUCUACAGGGUUUAAAUCUGGGCUCAGAUCUGAUCAGCCCAAAACCACCAAUACAAACUGUUAGUGUUUUGGAUUUGGCCCAUUUCUUUGCACCUUACUUUAAGCCUAUGCUGUUUUCACUAGUUGGUGUACCACAAGAGUUUAGUAUGAAGAACAGCAACAAAGUACCAGGUAAAGCCAAAACACUCUGAAUACUGUACAAAGGACGUGGUUUAUGAAGGUUGAGAUGAAGAUGGAAUAAGAGAUGAAGGUUCUCUCUUAUUCCGUCUCAUUCAGACAGUCUAAAGCUAAAGCUGAUGUAACAGUCAGUAGUGCUGAGACUUCAUUAUCAGGAUGUCCUGUAAGGAGUAUCUCUGGGUUUAGUCUGUUGUGUUGUAAUGCAGAGAUCUGCAGAUACGAUGACGCUAAACCUCUUCCAUGAACUGUGUAUCUGGAAAGCUUCUCCAAAUGGGAGGAUGUGUUACACCUGUGCUUACGGCGACUGCUCAAGAACCGUGAACUGUGAAGGAGAUGAAGAUCAGUGCAUCAGCACACAGGCAUUUCUGUUGGUGCUCAAGUGAAAGGAUGUGCGAGCAGAAGUUUCUGUACUGCGGGUGCAGUGAACAUGCAGAUAGCUGGAAUCAUUGGAGGUUUGACCUGCUGUGAUGGGAACCUCUGUAACGGUGGUCCGACGCUGACCCUGAAGUGUUAUCAGUGUAUACCUGCCUCGUCUGGAACAUGCAACACCCAGACCUGCCCAGAUCAGUGUGGCAGUGCAACCGCUGAAGUGACUAUGAGUGGUGUAUCACAGGUGGUAAGUGUGAAGAACUGUACAGUUUCAGGACAGUGUCUCUCUGGAAGCCUAAAUAUUGGAUUUGAGCAACUGACCAUCAACACACAGUGCUGCAGCACUGAUCUCUGCAACAGCCAGAACGUGUCAGCUCUGUCACAUGGGACUCUGAAUGGAAAUAAGUGUUACACCUGCAUUGGCAAGGACUGCACAGGAACUGUGAGCUGUGUGGGAAUUGAAGAUCGGUGCAUCACUGCCACAGCGAUCUACAGUAGUGGUAGUAAAGUGACAGUGAAAGGCUGUGUGAGCAGAAGUUUCUGCACUGUGGACACAUCAAUCUUGCAGGCAACUGGAGUCACUGGAAGUGUGAGCUGCUGUGAGGGGAACCUGUGUAACAGCGCUGAGGGGGUUAAGCUGAGUCUUCUCAUCAUGCUGGUUCCUCUGAUCUCCAUCCUCUUCAUCUAAACUCUCUGCUGCCCAAACCCUUUUUUUUUCUCAUUUGCUUUUUCUACCUUUUGCGACUAGCAGGGGUGUAUAUAUUAAAAGAUGAGUAAAUGGAGAGUCUUAAUGUUUUUACUAAUGGUCUCUGUAAUCAAAAUAAGUUGAAUAAACAGUGUGAGAAGUGA